AUGGAAUAUUAUCCAUCCAUGUCUCCAGUCAGAGUCCAGCUACGCAACAGUGUCCCUGCAAAACUUUCUCAGUCUUCUUUGUCAUUGGCUGCAAAGCAAGCAAAAGCUUUGAGAUCUCUAUCAAUGACAAACACAGCCAACACCAAUGCUAAUCAUACAACAAUAAAUGAAUCUGUGAACCAUCCUAGCCCUGCAUAA
Messenger RNA from Sphenostylis stenocarpa, 198 nucleotides. The record is from the annotation of a GenBank genome assembly. Lineage: Eukaryota; Viridiplantae; Streptophyta; Magnoliopsida; Fabales; Fabaceae.